UGUCAUUGAGAUCGUGAUUGUGUUCAUUGUGUUGAUUGUUUCGAAUUUCCGAUUUGGACUACAGCUGGUUAUUGUGUCUUUUGAUAGUGUUUUGUGUCAUAAAUUAACCCAAGAUUAAAUUGAUAUUGUACUCCUAUUUGUAGUAGUAAUGUGAAUACUGUGUUCGUGAAGUAUUUAAAACCAUUUUACCGUGAUAAGUUCAAAAUCACUUGUUACGUUCGACGAAAUAUAAACUACUGACCUUAUAGUUUACGUAUUGUUAAUAGAAUAAACUACGUAUAACAAAUCUUAUCAUCGAAGUAAUUAAAGAAAACAGUAAGAUUAGGAAAUGGCUUUUCCAAUUAAAUUACUUUACCGCAAACAUGGACAAAAUAGCUGAAAAAUAAACGUUUAAUGAUAUAGCAUUAACUACAUUGAAACCAUCCAUUAAACUUAAUUACACAAGUAAUAUAAAGUUGAUGGAAUUUAUGUAACUACCAAAGUGGUAAUUAUAACAUCUGUGCAAAUAAAGAAGACAGAUAAUAAAAUGGAAUCUGAUGAUGAUAUUCGACCUCUUAUUGAGUAUGAAGGAAGUAGAGAUUUGUAUUUGGAACUCACAGCACAACUGAUCAAUGCUGACCCCGAAUUUGAACAGGUAGUAUACGGCUACCGCAAGAGUCGUUGGCGGACGGUGCUAACCUACGUGCUGUCGGUCUUGUUCUGUGGCCUGCCAUUCCUGGUGUUCCACUGGCUUCCCACCUGGUUCCUAUACGUCACCUGCGUUCGAUGCUCCUUCCAGUUAGCUGAUAGAGUUCUGGUUGUUGAAACAUAUCAAAAGAAGUGCAAGAGUUACUACAUUCAUUUAAUAUUACACAAAGAUAUAGCAGAUACUAGUGGUUUACUAAACCAAGGGUUUGACGACGAUGGCUCGAAGGAGAAGGGUCCCAUUGAAAGUCCAGACGCCAUACACACUCCCAUACAUCUGGAUGAUGGGACUACACUUAAUGUACAAAACUACAGAUAUUUCCGACAUAAGAAGCAGUCUCUUAUCUGGGAUGGUACUCGAGCUAAAUGGACGAGGCUGGCGGGAAUCGAAUCUGGAGCCUCAUGUGCACAGCUACAAGCUAUGGGCGCUACUCCACCGUCCAGUGAAAGACGAGUUCGGAUGUUAAACAUCUACGGUCUAAACGAGAUCAACGUGCCAGUCCAGUCGAUCAUGACUCUGAUACUCCUGGAAGUGUUCAACCCAUUCUAUGUGUUCCAACUGUUCACUAUAGCUGUGUGGUUAGCUGAGCCAUAUUAUUAUUACUGCAUCGCCGUUGUAUUAAUGUCCACGUUUGGUGUUGCCACUUCUGUUAUACAGACUAAAAAGAAUCAAACCAACCUCCGUGCGACAGUAGAAGCUCACGACACAGUAGAGCUAUGGGACGGUCGCACAGUGGACAGUCGUUACGUGUCCCCCGGGGACAUAAUAGUGCUGCCACCUCGCGGCUGUAUACUACACUUCGAUGCUGCUCUAUUGUCUGGCGCUGCUGUGCUCAACGAGAGCAUGUUGACUGGUGAAUCAGUACCCGUAACAAAGACAGCGUUACUCCGAGUGGACCGUCCCUUCGACCUGAAGGAGCACGCGUCCAGUGUACUAUUCUGUGGCACGAAGGUCAUACAGACCCGAUACUAUAAUAACGAGCCUGUCAAGGCUCUAGUACUCCGCACAGGCUACAACACGAGCAAAGGUCAGUUAGUCCGAAGCAUCCUGUACCCAGUGCCAGCAGACUUCAAGUUUGACAGAGACUCGUACAAGUUCAUCAUCAUACUUGCCUGUAUAGCGGCCGUGGGACUCGCUUACACUGUCGCUCUCAAGGCAUACCGCUCUUUAAGUCCAGGAGAUAUAACCUUGAAAGCUCUAGACAUAAUAACGAUAGUGAUCCCGCCUGCCCUACCGGCGGCCAUGACAGUUGGUCGCCUUUACGCAGUGGCGAGGUUGCGGCGAGCUCGCAUUGCGUGUCUCAAUACUAGAGCUGUUAAUGUUAGCGGAUCGCUCGACUGUGUGUGUUUUGAUAAGACUGGAACUCUAACAGAAGAUGGUCUAGACAUGUGGGGUGUAGUGGCAGUAAGUGGUGCCACAAAUCCCCCCCGACUAGGUAGACCCCAGCGUGACCCCCGACUACUCAACGAGUUGCAUCCCCUAAAGUUGGGCAUGGCGUCCUGUCAUAGUCUUACCUUGCUUGACCAUGAACUGGCUGGAGAUCCUCUGGAUUUGAAGAUGUUCGAGUCCACCGGCUGGGUAUUAGAAGAGCCAGACGUUCCAGAACAUUCCAACUACGAGAUCCUAACUCCAACUAUAGUAAAACCCAGGAAAACUGCUAACAUUGACGUCGAUGAUAUUCAUCUGCCCCUAGAAUUGGGCAUAGUCCAGCAGCACCAGUUCGUGUCGUCCCUGCAGCGCGCGUCGGUGGUGGCGCGCGUACUGGGCGAGGACGUCCUGCGCGUCUAUACCAAGGGCGCGCCCGAGAUGUUAAAGACACUCUGUGUUCCCGAAACUGUACCUGACAAUUUAUACGAAGUUUUGAACUCGUACGCGGAGAAGGGGUACCGAGUGAUUGCAGUAGCCACCAGGGUACUAGAAGUCACCUUCAAACAACUGCAGAAGAUGACCAGGGAAGAGGUGGAGUGUGAGCUAGAGUUCCUAGGACUAGUGAUAAUGGAGAACAGGCUGAAGGCAGCCACCACCGGCAUCAUACGGGAGCUGAAGGAAGCCAACAUACAUGUCGUUAUGAUUACUGGGGACAACGUGUUGACAGCAGUGAGCGUGGCGAAGGAGUGCGGCAUACUGAUGGGGGACGAACGAGUCGUUGUACUGCACACCGACGCCAGCGGGGGGGAGCCGCGCAUAUACUGCGAGAGCACGCUGCAUGGGGCGACAGUAGGGCGCCGCUACCCUCUCCAACGUGAGUGGCGCAGUGUGGACAGUGGACACGGCUCCUGGCGCUCCGCCCCCGCCUCCGAUGACAUAUACGAUACGGAGACCGGAGCCCUGGAGCCACGGUACAAGAUUGUCAUGACUGGGGAUACGUGGCGGGUACUUCGCGAAUACUAUCCUGCCAUGGUCCCCCGUGUAGUGGCCCGGGGCGCAGUCUUCGCUCGCAUGUCCUCCGACCAGAAACAACAACUUAUUGUCGAGUACCAGGCACUGGGGUACUACGUCGGUAUGUGCGGUGACGGUGCAAACGACUGCGGAGCCUUACGAUCCGCUCACACGGGGAUAUCACUCUCAGAACUAGAGUCCUCUGUAGCGGCACCCUUCACUUCUGCCAACCCGGACAUAGUAUGCGUCGCCAGAGUACUCCGGGAGGGACGCGCGGCACUCUCCACCUCAUUCGGCGUUUUCAAAUUCAUGGUAGCAUACUCCCUUUCAGAAUUCUUCUCGGUAGCCUUCCUCUACUACUUCGAUUCAAAUCUAACAGACUUCCAAUUUUUAUACAUAGAUGUCGCUUUAAUCGUUAAUUUCGCGUUCUUCUUUGGCAUGACAGAAGCUUAUACGGGCAAGUUGUGUAAGACGCCACAUUUGACGUCAUUAUUAGGUCUUGUACCUCUCUUUUCUCUUGUCGGGCAAAUGAUUCUAGUUGGCAUAGGACAGUAUUUAAGUUAUUUAGCUUUGACAUUUUUCCCGUGGUAUGUUAGACAUACUUAUGAAGGCGAUGAAGCUAACGAGUGUUGGGAAAACUACUCCAUAUUCGCGAUAUCGAUGUUCCAAUACAUUAUUCUAGCUAUAGUAUUCAGCCAUGGGUCUCCUUAUCGAAAAUCAGUGAUUACAAACAAACAACUAAUGAUCAGCAUGUUGAUAAUGACGUGUAUAUGUGUGUACAUAGCCGUAUGGCCGGCGGAGUGGAUAGCUAAAUUCUUACAACUACGAAUGCCUAAAGAUACCUUGCUUUCAUAUAUAAUACUCGCUUUGGCAGCUUUCCAUCUUCUCCUAGCUUUAAUAUUCGAAAGAGUAAUUAUAGAGUAUCUAAUGGAAGGUAAGCAAAUGAUACCAAAGUUCUUGAAAGAGAAAAGAAUAAGAAAAACUCCACAUUUGUUGAUUAGGAGGGAGUUAACGGAUAUGGAUUAUUUAGAUUGUGAUAGCAUUAUCAAAUACGAUAAGGAGACCAGCGAUUCGACCUUCGAAUCUUCCGGAAAAGACAGCUGAGAUCAGCUUCCUAAUUUUGAGUAUGGGACUCGAAUUUUUAUGGUUAAAUGUGAUCUUUAAUGCAUACCAAACUGAGUUCAAAUUCGCUAGAUCAAUUUAUUUUAAGAUGUAAACCUCUUUUCUUUUUGAACAAGAAAUCUUGCCUUUAUUUUAUAGUGCCAUUUACUAUACAGAUAUUAUUUCAGGUCACUGAAAGUUUAAAAAUUAUGAAUUUAUACUUAUGUAUUUUUAAUUUUAGAAAUAUCGAUACAAACAUAUCAAGAAUUGUCGAUAUGUUUUAUAGAAAGUAUUGUAGUGAUGUGAUCAUUGUUAAAAUGUAUCGAUAUUAUAAUGUUACGUCUUUAAAGAAGUUAUCGAUAAAAAAACUUAACUAUCGAUAUUAAAAUGUAUUUAUAUCGCGACAAUCAAAUGAACAAUUUAUAAAUUAA
Molecule: messenger RNA, 4596 nt
Organism: Spodoptera litura
Lineage: Eukaryota; Metazoa; Arthropoda; Insecta; Lepidoptera; Noctuidae
Gene: anne
Product: polyamine-transporting ATPase anne boleyn
Biological process (GO): intracellular calcium ion homeostasis; polyamine transmembrane transport
Cellular component (GO): membrane
Molecular function (GO): polyamine transmembrane transporter activity; ATPase-coupled monoatomic cation transmembrane transporter activity; ATP hydrolysis activity
Source: RefSeq, a predicted model, not a curated record